UUUUCCACAGUUUCCUCCUCCUGCCAUUUACAGGGACAGUUUCACCUAAAUGGAAUGCACAAAACUGGAGAUGUGAUUCUAGGGGGCUUGUUUGAAGUUCACUUUUUCUCUGUGUUUCCUGAUUUGUCAUUUACAGUUCAGCCUCAACAGAUCAUCUGCCAUGGGUUUGAUGUUCUAGGAUUCAGGCAGGCCCAGACUAUGGCCUUUGCUAUUGAUGAGAUCAACAGAAACAACGAACUACUGCCUAAUGUGGCUCUGGGAUAUAGUCUGUAUGAUAACUGUGUCGAACUAGGAGUUGGUUUUCGUGCUGCAUUAUCAUUAGUCAGCGGUCAAGAGAAGCAGUUUGUGUUAGAUGACACAUGUGUGGGAAUCCCUCCAGUCCUGGGGAUAGUGGGUGAUUCUUCUUCCACACGUUCUAUUGCCAUCUCCAGUGUGGUAGGUUUGUACCGAGUGCCUAUGGUGAGUUAUUUUGCAACAUGUUCCUGUUUGAGUGACCAGGAAAAGUUUCCAUCCUUCUUUCGGACAAUUCCAAGUGACGCCUUUCAGGUGAGUGCUAUGAUUCAGAUUCUUAAACACUUCAGCUGGGCGUGGGCAGGUCUGCUGGUCAGUGAUGAUGACUAUGGACUCCAUGCUGCCCGGUCUUUCCAAGUGGAUCUUGCCCAGUCUGGUGUGGGUUGUCUAGCCUACUUAGAGGUUUUACCCUGGGGAGAGAAUCCAUCUGAACUUAAGAGGAUUGUGAAUGUUAUGAGAAAGUCAACGGCUCACGUGGUCAUUGCUUUUGCACAUGAAUCCAACAUGAUUGACCUUAUGGAGGAGGUGAUGAGGCAGAAUGUGACUGGUCUUCAGUGGAUGGCCAGUGAAGCCUGGGCAUCAGCCACUGUGUUACAGACUCCACGCCUCAUGCCAUAUCUGGGUGGUACACUGGGUAUUGCCAUCCGCAGAGGAGAGAUACCAGGACUCAAGGAGUUUUUGUUACAAAUACAACCUAACCAGGAUUUAUUCAACAGUUAUGAAAAUAAUAUGGUUAGAGUAACUCAGUUUUGGGAACACACAUUUCAGUGUAAGUUUGCACCACCUCCAGUAGGUUGGGUAGAAGCUGGAGGAACACUGUGCACUGGACGAGAAGAUCUAGAGAAAGUGGAAACAGAGUUUUUGGAUAUUACGAACCUUAGACCAGAGUAUAAUGUGUACAAGGCUGUGUAUGCUCUGGCCUAUGCCCUCGAUGACAUGCUGCGCUGUGAACCAGGUAAAGGACCUUUCAGAGGGAACAGCUGUGCCAGUUUACAAAGACUGGAGCCAUGGCAGCUUGUACAUUAUUUGCAAAAGGUGAACUUCACCACAUCGUUUGGUGAUCAGGUAUCAUUUGAUGAAAAUGGCGAUGCCCUGCCAAUCUAUGACAUCAUGAACUGGUUGUGGCUUCCUGAUGGACGGACAGAGGUUCAGACUGUGGGAGAAGUUAAGAAAUCGGCCUUCAAAGGGGAAGAACUCUUACUGGAUGAAGAUAAAAUCUUCUGGAACUUUGAAUCCACAAAGCCUCCCCGGUCUGUGUGCAGUGACAGCUGCCCUCCUGGUACUCGCAUGGCCAGAAAGAAGGGGCAACCAGAGUGUUGUUUUGACUGCAUCCUGUGUUCAGAUGGAAAAAUCAGCAAUAAGAGUGACUCCAUAGAGUGCACCAGUUGUCCAGAGGAUUUCUGGUCCAGUCCCCAGCGUGACCACUGUGUUCCUAAGAAAACUGAGUUCCUCUCCUACCAUGAGCCUCUGGGUAUCUGCUUGACCACUGCAUCAUUACUGGGUGCAAUUAUAUGUGCUGCAGUCCUGGGGAUUUUCAUUCAUCAUCGCAAAACACCAAUAGUACGAGCCAAUAACUCAGAGCUGAGUUUCCAUCUUCUGGUGUCUCUUAAACUGUGCUUCCUGUGUUCACUGUUGUUCAUUGGUCGUCCCAGACUAUGGACAUGUCAACUGAGACAUGCAGCGUUUGGGAUCAGCUUUGUGCUUUGUGUCUCAUGUAUUCUGGUGAAAACCGUGGUGGUUCUGGCUGUAUUUAAGGCCUCAAAACCAGGAGGUGGAGCCAGUCUCAAGUGGUUUGGUCCUCUACAGCAGAGAGGCACCGUUUUAGCUCUUACAUCUGUCCAAGCAGCAAUCUGCACAGCUUGGCUUGUCUCUGCAUCUCCAGCUCCACAUAAAAACACUGAAUAUCAUAAUGACAAAAUAGUUUAUGAGUGUGUAGUUGGGUCCACAGUUGGUUUUGCAGUGUUACUGGGUUAUAUUGGUUUUCUGGCUAUUCUCAGCUUCCUGUUAGCAUUUAUGGCAAGGAAUCUUCCCGACAACUUCAAUGAGGCCAAACUCAUUACUUUCAGUAUGUUGAUCUUCUGUGCUGUGUGGGUGGCCUUUGUCCCUGCUUAUGUCAGCUCUCCAGGUAAAUAUACAGAUGCAGUGGAGGUGUUUGCCAUCCUGGCCUCCAGUUUUGGCCUUUUGGUUGCACUAUUCGGACCCAAAUGUUACAUAAUCCUGCUGAAACCAGAGAGAAACACGAAGAAAGUGAUCAUGGGCAGAGGCACCAACAAUUCAUGA
Messenger RNA from Sphaeramia orbicularis (orbiculate cardinalfish), 2571 nucleotides. Its product is annotated as extracellular calcium-sensing receptor-like. NCBI's taxonomy places the organism in Eukaryota, Metazoa, Chordata, Actinopteri, Kurtiformes, Apogonidae. Gene Ontology annotation, biological process: G protein-coupled receptor signaling pathway. Bases 55 to 2571 code for a protein of 838 amino acids. Gene Ontology annotation, cellular component: plasma membrane. The record is from RefSeq and is a predicted model, not a curated record. Gene Ontology annotation, molecular function: G protein-coupled receptor activity. The transcript is spliced from 9 exons.